AUGCCGUUAAAACGUAUACUUUCAAAUCAAUUUAAAACUGAACGACAACGUUCACAAAAUUCCGAUAUUGAAUUAACAGAAGAAUUACAUCGAACUUCUAUUAAUAGAAAUCAAUCAUCGCCUGAUAUACAUGAACAAAGUGAUAGAAUACCACCAUUGAUGACUAGCAAUACUCCAGUGUAUGUAACUGAAGAUCGGCAUCGUGCACGUCGACGUUCAUCAGUUCAGAUUCUUGAUAUAAAACUUAUUCAAUCACUAUCAAAUCAAUCGACGUCGUUGCCAGUCGAAGAUAAUGAUUCUCGUGUUGCUGAAAAUAAAUCAGACGACUUUUGUGAGUUGUAA
This is a messenger RNA of Adineta steineri, 342 nucleotides long. The record is from the annotation of a GenBank genome assembly. NCBI's taxonomy places the organism in Eukaryota, Metazoa, Rotifera, Eurotatoria, Adinetida, Adinetidae.